UUGACCGCGACGACCGUCGCACAUACAGGUAUUUAGCCGAUUUAGCUGGUCAAACGUCGAUUUCGCGAAACUCACUCCAGAUAGAAAUAAAUUGAUAUCUGACGAAGCUAAAUAGACAGGAAACAAUAGACGACCAAUUUCUCUUCCCCUCCGCAUAACUAUGGGGGCGCGUGAUCAGUUGCAACUUGAUCGUCUUAAAUCGUACUUUUCUUAAUAAAAUUUAACCCCAACUUAUUUAAAAUACAGUAAAUUAGUAGGAAAACGUGUCUCUUGAACUAGAUAAACAAUAAAUAUAAUUUUGGCCGGUUAGAUCGAUCAAAUACCCAUAUGUGCGUCGUCGCGGUUGACGCGUGGUAUCGCCCGCAUAAAGGCUAACGUUUCGUCUGUAACGUAGCAGUGAGCUGCCGUUAAAACGCGCGGCUCCAGCACAGACUUCUGUAUACUUCUGGACUUGCUACCAACGACACGCCGAUGCCACACACUACUUUAUUCACCUAACAAGACAUGGCGGAACUCUUGUCUCACUUUUCGGCUCGAAGGUAAGGGCUGCGUUCGGAAAUCAUCACCCGAGUGCCCUAUGUGUGUCAUUUUAUCUUGGUUGCUCACCGAAUGGUAAACGAGGAUAAAAUGAUACACCGGAGCACUCGAGUGACGUUUCAGCGAACGCAGCUGAGCAGUCCAGUAGUAUGUAGAAGUCUGUGGGCUCUAGCCGAGCUGAAAAGGGAGCAGCCCGCAGCGACGUAUAGCGUUCCAGUGAACGGUCCAUCCGGUACACACCAGGUGCUCCAGAACUACUGCGCGGAGCGCUUUGGCGGAGCGCACGAUUGUUCCGUAAACGUCGGGCCGUAAACAGGCUUUGAUCUCGCGCGCUUGAAAAAUUAGCUCUGGAACGAGACUCGAAACUUGACUGUUCCGCGAAAGGAGGCGGAGAUUUGCAUCUACCGAGGGAUCUACGAUCGAAGUAAUCCGCGCUCUUCCUCGCCGCGAUCUUCUUCCACGCGGCACCCCGUGUAUAUCUCUUCUCUCCUCUCGUCGGCGCCGCUUUCUCAUACGCAUCGAUUUAAUUGCCGUGCGCCGAUGCGAGGCGUUUUUAGGAGUCGAGAAGGGAACCGAGAGAAAGAGCACAACGUCUAAUUGUGUAGAGGACUCUUCCAAAGUUGAUUGUACGGCGAGGCAAGCGGGAUCGAAGAUGUACCGCUUAUCGAUUAUCGCCGACAACGGCAUCCGUUGUGCGUCUCAGAAUCUACAAAGACGCGCAAUUGUCCAUGAGUGAACUCAUCUAUUUGCUAUUUUCAUUUGAAUCGACAGGUCCGUCUCUUCAAAUAUCAAAGAAGGCACUCCGUUAUCUGCGCAUCUAUGCGACGCAGAUGCGAGUGAUAAGAAACGCGACGCUCAUCCGCGUCCUUCGUAACUCUGUCGCUUUUUGAGCUGCGCAUUUAACGUAAUUUCAACAAUUACGUGACGCACGAGGGAUAUCUAUCGCGCUCCGGCUGAUGGAACUGCGAGCGACAGCGACUUCGGAGUCCGCUUCGCCCAGUGCAACAAAGAAUGCUGUAAAAAUGCCGUCGUUGCUGGAAGCACUAGAGCUAAAGUACGGCAGCUCAACGACGGACUGCUCACUGACGGACGAUGAAGCGGAGUCUGGCUCGCCCAAAGCCGCCCUGUCCGUGAGCAUCUUCAUCCCCAAGAAGUCUCCGCGGCACACGGUGCCGGCGUUACUGGUGCUCCAGGACUGCGACAUCGAGUCGGCGGGCAACGACGACGAGAAGCUCCGCAGCAAGUGCAAGAAUGUCGAGGAGCUUGACCUGGCCCAGAACAAGCUGUCGCAAUGGACGGAGGUGUUUGGCAUCCUGCAGCACAUGCCCAAGAUCAAGUUCGUCAACUUGAGCUUCAACUGUCUCGCGGAGGUGUUGGAUAUCAAGCAUGGUAACUACGAUCUUCUCAGGAAUCUCGUGCUUAACGGCACCAGGGUGUCCUGGUCGACGGUGCAGGGGCUGGUGCAGCUCCUGCGCAACCUGGAAGAACUCCAUUUGUCCUUGAACGAAUACAAAACGGUGAGCCUGGAUUAUCAAGAACCGAAGAACGUGAACCCGGCGCUGAAGAAACUACACUUCACUGGCAAUCCGGUGGAAGUUUGGAACGAAAUUUCGAAGCUGGGGUAUCUUUUUCCAAACCUGAAGAGCCUUGUUCUCGCCGAGUGUCCGAUCAGAUCGCUCGGUUUGGAGGAAAAUCGGAAUUUACCGAGCGAGGAUAGCCGCCGAACAAAAGAAGAAGGUCACGGGCAGGAUAACGAAAACAUGAAUCACUUAGACGCGGAUGAACAUACCUCGUCGGCGGACGACAAAGGAAACAGGAUAUUCGAAAACAAGGUCAAUUAUGACAGGUCGGAGUCUAAGUCGGAAUCCAACGGGACAAGCAUCAAGUCACCCCACGAUCCCUUCAGAAUGCUGAGGUUCCUGAACUUGAACGGUACCUUGCUAUCGACUUGGGACGAAGUCGAAAGGCUCGCCAGGUUCCCCGUACUGAAGUCGCUCAGGAUCCAAGGCUGCCCGCUUUUCGAGAGCCCUCGAGAGUACACGGAACACGAGAGGCGGCAGCUACUAAUAGCCCGACUGCCAAACGUCGAGACUUUGAACGGCGGCGGCGUGAUAUCGUCUCAGGAGCGCGAGGACGCCGAGAGGGCCUUCAUACGUUAUUACAUGGACAAACCAGAAGCCGACCGGCCCGAAAGGUAUUCCGAGCUCGUGGCUAUUCACGGAAAGUUGGAUCCCUUGGUGAACGUAGAUUUGACGCCGGAGAAAAGGGUCAAGGUCACGUUCACUUACGGAGAUCUCGUUGAGGUACGGUCGGUAGAUGUAUAUAGGACAGUUUUUGAAUUAAAAACCAAGUUGGAAAGUAUGGUGAAAAUUCCUGCCAACAGAAUGAGGCUUUUCUACGUUGAUCAGGAAAUGAAGGCGCAGUACGGACCGGAGGAAAUGCUGUAUCCAAACAAGCAACUCUAUCGGUACAACAUUAGGAACGGCGACGAGAUCAUCAUUGACAGCAAACUGAAUCGGUUCGCGUCAACGUCUUCGACCACAUCUUCCAUUCGUUCCUGAAGAAGAACGACGAGUGAAUCGUGCGGUAUUGAAAAAAUCCGGUAACUCCUCGGGUUCUUGAUCUCCACUGAUAGCCUCACGAUGCGACGCCCGUCGGUGAAUUGUAACAAUAUUGUUACAGAUCGACAGAGGCGCGGUUUUCAUGAUGACGCUUGCUAACGCGGGUGUCUGAAAACCGAAAACUGUUACAAUCCAAGGAGGGCGAUUCGAGGACGAAUGAUAUCUUACCUGGAAGUAUAUGAGCUAAAUGUAUAGGAUUAGGGAUUUGCGGAUGCUCGACGUUAAACCGCAAAUAUUGCAGAACAAAAUAAUCGGCGGAUGAUGUAGGAGAAGUCAUUGAUUGGCGAAAAUUUGGUAAUCUGUCAGACGCGAAAUUAUCCAAAGACAACAAGUGUUCCCUCAUAAACGGUACGUUUAGACAUUUUCUGAAAACCGUUGCGAGUCACAACCGCCAAUGCACUUUGAUCGCAGCGAACAUAAUUGAUGCAAAUAAUCGUCCGACGCAAUUGUUAGAUAAUUAUUUCUUCGUAUAACAAACUCAUCCAGAGACCUCGACGUAUAAACUUAAACCGCUACUAACGAGCCUGGUGCAUAGAGAAUAAUUAUUGUGUCCAGUGUACAAGCGUACACGCUUAGAUGGAUAGUUAGCCGUCUUUUUCUUUAACGUAGUAAUUCUCGUCUGUCUUAGGAGACGAUGCGUAAUACGGAGAAGCAGAAUUGUACAUAGCGAAUUUCAAUUUCCAGCCAAACUCGAUGUAGCUACGACGCGAGCAAAGGAGAUUCACUCCAUUUGCUCGACGAGAAAGAAAGUGAUAGAAACUCGUAGAAGAAGAUAAUUUGAUUCAUCUUAGAACGAUGACAACUGUGACGUGACACGCUACUGACGUUGAGGCUGCUGUGACGAAGAGAAUGAAAUAUUUUUGUAGAGAUCGCGGGCAGUUACCCUUAAAGAAAGUAUAAGAUCCACUCGUUCAUGAGACGAACGCGUUUUGUUGCUCCCCGCUCGAGCACCAGGCAAUGAUAAAAGUGUACAACGCAGUUGCAACUGCGUUUCCGUGCGCGCGGACGCGAAAACGCGUACGACUCUUUCGCGAGAGUCGCUUGUAAAAGGCAAAAGGAAGCCUUGUAAGCAACAAGUAAGCUUAAAAGUAGCGGAAUGUAUUUAUGUCGCUGGUUCGCGAAAGCGUCGUCCACUUACGUUGUCAUCUCGACAAAUGAUCUCUGUACUUUCCGAAGGUGCUGUAUACUUACAAGUAAACUCUUCUGUAAACUCUGCGCGAGAUUAAAACGCCUAGGUGUCAUCAGUUCGUAAACUGCGACUCGUGCGUGGUAAGAAAUCAUGAAACGCGUUAGAAAAGUUUGUGAAGCCGCGCGGGAGUCGUGCGCGGUUGAAGUUAUGUUGUUGUCGCCUAUUUUCGACAUGUACUUAACACUACAGUACAGUAUCUUUAUUUCAACAAGGUCUAAGUCUUCGAACGAUUAUUACUUCUUUUACGGUAUUAAAACAUAUGACAGCGUGAAAAAAAUUGCAUGUUAUCGCAAUCGUCACAAAGUGGACGAAUAGAGAUUACAAUACAUUGACGACAGUGAUAAAGCGCCAAUAUAAAUCUCAAAUGUGAUAACAAAAGCGGUCUCGAUUGCGAUUUAUGAUACGCGAGUAUAAUUUACGGAUUCGUAAUUCGAUUCUCGAAAAAGUAUGUAUCUUUUCUUUCUCUCUCCUGAAUGCUACAAAUAUCCGUAUGUCUCGUUGCAUUUACAGCUUACCCUGAGUUAGGGCACGAACGAGCUCGCGAAAAGAAGCUAAGUAGAACGUUGCGUUGCAUCGCUUUGUCCUUGAAUCCGCCGGCACCACCGUGCCGUGAAACUUUCGGCCGAGCGUUCAGAGAAAGAAAGCGCGGACGGUGUGUAUCAAGUUACGAUUUCUUUGCUCACAAGCAACGAAGCUUGCGGAGUCACUUAGUGCCUGCCUUUUACGUACUAGCAUAACUCAGAUACUUCUAACACUGCCCUGUGAGUAAAACGUAAUUCGGGACAAAACUCUCGGUUUAGCAACGAGAAACGUAGGCCGAAUUCUUGGAGCAGCUAAAACUCCAAUUGACCAGAAUCUAUAAUACAAUUUUAUUAUCAUUGUACAGUAUACCAUAUAUUAAUAAUUUUCUAGUUGUACCAAUUAUCAAGCAGGUAGUUUGCCGAGCGAUGACAGAAUGUAUACAUAUACGUAAUCCGGUGCGCUUUUUUAUUUGUGAUAUUGGGAAUCGGUAGAGCAUACGAUUCUUGCCGUGGAAUAGUGUUGCUGUUGGAAAAAUUCGGUCGGACGUUUCCCGGAGGAACAAAGGUGCACCGCGAUAAUCGGCAAAAUGUUGAACUGUGGGAUUCCAGUACCACAGUCGCGCGUCUUGCCUUCGCUACACGGAGAACACAGAGUUGUUUUAGUCGACGUAAACAACGGAAAAUGUAAAUCAAUCACGAAGGAGGACAAGGCCGGGACUGGUAGUGGGAUCCCACGACGCAUGUGUCUAGUCUCGGAAAAGGAACUCUGCAUUACUUUCAUUUUGUAAAAUACGAUCCUUUUUUGUGCUGGCGCAAAUGUACGUACUAACGAAAUAAAUUUAUAUGGUAAACCGUU
Messenger RNA from Vollenhovia emeryi, 5724 nucleotides. RefSeq names its product tubulin-specific chaperone cofactor E-like protein (gene mlt). Gene Ontology annotation, molecular function: alpha-tubulin binding. The transcript has 7 exons. Gene Ontology annotation, biological process: protein folding. The record is from RefSeq and is a predicted model, not a curated record. NCBI's taxonomy places the organism in Eukaryota, Metazoa, Arthropoda, Insecta, Hymenoptera, Formicidae. Bases 1494 to 3098 code for a protein of 534 amino acids.